This is a messenger RNA of Carcharodon carcharias (great white shark), 2912 nucleotides long. RefSeq lists its product as uncharacterized. Bases 113 to 2440 code for a protein of 775 amino acids. The record is from RefSeq and is a predicted model, not a curated record. Gene Ontology annotation, biological process: regulation of apoptotic process. The transcript is spliced from 11 exons. Lineage: Eukaryota; Metazoa; Chordata; Chondrichthyes; Lamniformes; Lamnidae.
AGAUUCAAACUUACUGACAAGGAAGUUGAGCAACAGCUAUUCCCUUUCUGUCUGGCUUGUUCAGUGACAUUUUGGGAAGAAAGAUUAAACCAGUUUUCAGCUGCCCUGAAUAAUGGCACAAUUUGAAGGGAUUCAGCUUGGAGCUAUAGGGAAGGAUGGAGACUCCAUGAAGAGUUACCUCCAGAGCUCACACGAUGUCCUGGUAUCUGCACUGUACAAUAUAGACCCAUUACUCGACCAAAUGAUUGCUUCACACCUCUUGACCCACGAGAAUUACUACGAAAUCCGAACUGAGAAGAUCCCACCCCAGAAGGCACGCAAACUGCUGGAGAUUGUGCAACUGCAGAUGAAUGAGAAUGAUGUGCGGCUAUUUGUAGAGUGCCUGAGGAGAUGCAAACGCCACUACCCCCGUCUGAAAGACUGGCUGGCAGGGGACGCUGAUAUCAAACGUGGACCGACAGAGCAGAAACUACAAAAACAAGCAAAUGUUGUGUGUCAGCGGCUUGGGCACCUGGUUAUUCCCAUCGCCAUGAGGUUAUUCUCCAAUGAAAUGAUUUCACAGUAUGAGCUAGACAUCGUGCAAGGGGAGACUACACUUUACUGUCAAGCGCAGCGAUUGAUUAAUAUCUGCCUGCAGAAAGGAGAGCGUUCCUGUCAGAAACUCUAUGAGGCCCUACAUGAAGAGGACACAAUCCUGGCAGAAGACAUUGAUGCAGCUCUUAAUGAGAGGAAACCAGCAUUUCCUAUCCAGCUACAGCAAGAUACAGAACAUCCACCUUUGUUAUCAUCUCUUGUUCCUGUUCCACAAGAGGAAACACAGCCAGUAACUUCCCUGUUGCAAGAUUUGAAGCUGAAGUGCGGAUUUGACGAAGAAAUUCAGCUGCGACAAAUAGAGAAAGAUCUCAUCAGAGAGGCUGUAACAUUGCUUCAGUUGGACACUGGCGGGAGCAUGUCGUUAAAUGUUUGUGAGUUUGGACUGUUGCUGGGCCUACCACGGAAGGUUGUUCAGGACUGCCUCUUUGAACUUGAAAGUGCUGACGAUUUUCACCAGCUUGCUGCAGUGAUCCACAUAUUCAUGGAAAAAACCAAUGAUGAGGAGAGACUCAGGCAAAAGAUGGCUUCUGCUAACAGAUAUCGUUUGUUGCUGUCACGACGAGCGAAAUUGUUGUUGAAACUACUUCAAAGUGGCCUGGAUGAUAGUCAUCACAGCAAAGAAUUUUCACAGCAGUUCAGCAACAUCUGGCUUUUCAUUUUGAGGGACUGCUUGGCUGAAACUGAAGAAGAUGCUUCUGAGGUAUCAACCCUGGAUAUUACAGGAUGUCUCCAGAAGCUGGAAAGGAAUGGCUUUGUGGAUGUUACAAUUCUCAAGGAACUGGCGGAGCUAUGGAUAGAGGGAACAGUUGAAACCUUCCACAGGAGCGUCCCACUUACUGCUCAGCUUGUCAGAGAUCUUUUUCCUCACUUGGACUCAGUGGAGUUUGAUGCAGUUCCUGUAUGGAAAGGUGUUUAUCGUUGCCACCCACGAGCAGUCAGGCGAGUUACCAGCUUCAAAGGACUUCCAGCAAGGAUCAUUCUGAAAGUGAUGCAACCCAAAUCUUUAUUGUCUGUGAAUGAGGAAAGAAUAAGCUUUGUAAACCAGGAGCUUCUAGCUGGAGAAUUUACACAGAUCUGCCUGAAAACUGCUGAUAUUCUUCAACGGCUCCAGGACUAUCAGUCCAAUGAGGUGAUCUCAAAACACAGAAGACACUUGAAUAAACAGGACGUUGCAAAGGAAAUCAGAAUGGUUUUGGCUACUGAAGACUUUGGGUGCAAUUCCUUUGACUCUGGUGUGAAGGCACGCCUCCUGUCGCUGGUUGACUUUGAUCCCUUCUUAUGCAAUAAGCCUCUGUUUCUGAGCCUUCAUUAUGACACCUUCAUUUCCUUAGUUGAAUAUUUGAAGACUAAUGACACACACUGUUUCCAAUUUGUUUUCAAAGAGGUUCACAUGUAUCAGUGUAAUGCAAGGUUUUAUGGGGUGCGGAGUGUGCGGGAUCCCGUGGCUAUUGACGGAGGAAUAGAACAGGUGUUCCAGUUUUCCACCUCGGACCGUGCUUCGUUUUUGGUCCAGCUUCAUUGCAGAGGUUACAGAGAUGGUCAGUAUCUCCAAUGCGACCGACCGCUCUUGUACAAGCUGUCAAAUCUGUCUGGCAGUUUGCAAGAGGAUGCCGAGAAAGCUGGCACAGUGGUUGCCAACCAAGCUGGCACAACUUGGCUCCGGGAACAUCCUGAUGGAGGUUUGAAGGAAAUUGUAGAGAGGAUUGUGCAGAAUUCCAGUGGAACUGUAGAAAUAGGAAGCUGCUGCUUCCUCAUCAAUUCGUGGAAUGCAGAGUGUGAAAUCAGGCUCCUUUACAAAGAUGAUACAAUCACUGCAAGAGCAGAAAGAAAUGCCGACAUUCACUGACUUGUAAAUUGUCAUGAAAGCCUCCCUCUCCGACUGCAGAAUGUUGGACCGUGAAAUGGGAUUUCACCCAGGUUGAGGUAUUCCCUGACUGGUAGCCUCCCGAUGUGACCUUGUACCAAAUUCCAGCCAAUUACUUGCCUGGCAGACAUUCAGCCAUUUAACCCAAACUUCAGCUACUGGUUUUGUUGCACAAACAGCCAGCAAACUGACCAUGGCACCAUGGUACAGGAAGCCAUUUAAAUGGGAGGAGUGAAUAGAAAUGUAGUGGUAGCAGGGGACAGUAGGGUCAGGGGGAUAGACACAGUUCUCUACACCUGAGAGCAUGAGCCCAGAAGGCUGUGUUGCCUGCCUUGUGCCAGGGUUCAAGACAUCUGUUCAGGGCUGGAGAAAAUAAUAAAAAGAGCAAAGGUAAAUUAUGAAAGAAAACUAGCACAAAAUGUAAAAACUGAUAGCAAAAGCUUCUACAAGUAUA